Molecule: messenger RNA, 285 nt
Organism: Fusarium proliferatum ET1
Lineage: Eukaryota; Fungi; Ascomycota; Sordariomycetes; Hypocreales; Nectriaceae
Product: putative NADH2 dehydrogenase (ubiquinone) 10.5K chain
Exons: 3
Coding region: 1-285 (94 amino acids)
Source: RefSeq, a predicted model, not a curated record
AUGUCGGCCAAGUACGCUUUCACAAAGUCUCUCCGCGAGGUGCGAUUCCUCUUUUGCCAGACUUCGGAGCAGAGCGCGGCUCUUCGAUCAUUCAUCACCCGAUCGUACCCUACCAUGAAGCGCAACAACCCCAACAUUCCCAUCCUGAUCCGAGAGGCCGCUGGCACCCAGCCCAAGGUCUUUGCCCGAUAUGACCGAGGUGUCGAGAAGUCACAGAUCCUCGAGGGUCUCUCCGACAAGGAGAUUGAGGAGACCGUCACUGGCUUGGUCAAGGCUGAUCAAUAG